UAGCAUCAAUCAUCGGCAAUAAGUAUCGACUUUAAUGUUUUUAUUUUGUAAAAAAAACCGAAACUUUUACACAUAACGGUUUAGAUCUAAAGUCUAAUAAAACAUGUCCAGUCUUAAAAUAUGUCGAAUCUGUCUUCGGAUUGGAGGUAAAUUGUACGAACACGAUCAGUUUCAAUUAAAGAUGUACUAUGAAAAUGUCACUUCAAUAAAAGUUGUCAAGAUGGAUAAUCUGCCUCGAUAUUUCUGCUAUGAAUGUGCUAUGAUACUCUACAAGUUUCAUAAAUUUAAAGAGAAGUGCCAAUACAGCCUGAGAAAACUUAAAUCUUUAAAACCAAUAACAUAUCAAGCUAUAAAUAGUAUAAAAAGCAAUAAAGAAAUCUAUACAAAUCUGUCUAUAGCAAUGGUUAAUAAAAAAGUUAAAACUUACCUUUUUAAUGAAAUACCUGAAGAAAUUAAAAAUAAAUUCGAUGAUCAAAUAAACAACAGUGAUGAUGAUUUAAAUUUCAACGAAGUUAAUAUAAAAAUUGAAUCACCAAGAUCAGAUGUACCAUCACCUAAACAUGACACGUCAAGUGAAUCAGAUUUCCCUCAAGAGGUGACAGAAGUAUUCAUUAAAGAUGACAUAUUAAAGACUGAAAUAUUUAAAAUCGAGUGCCCUGAAGUAGAGAAAAAAAAUACAGAUGAUACAGAAAAAGAUCUAAACAGUAGAUGUCUCAGAAAGAGAAAGAAGGCAGAAAAAUUAAAUAAAGAGAAGAAUUAUAAGUUUACGAGACGGAAAAGAUAUUUAGAUUCAAAUAAAUGGAAGAAGAUAAGUUUGAAUGAAGAAGAAGCGAUAAGAGAUUUUGAGAAAAGAGCAGUAGAUCCCAAGUAUGUGCAAUCAACUUAUAACUGUAAAGAUUGUUAUAAGUUCUUCUCGAAAGAAGAUAUUAUGUUGCGUCAUUUUAAAUUACGACAUAAUACGGCGAUUGGUCCAUACGAGUGUCGUUUCUGCCACUCCCGUUUCAGACUGGAGUGUCAUCUACGCAAGCACAUACGUACACACUACACCAAGUAUGAAUGUUUAGUCUGCAAUCUCGUUGUAGCGUUUGAAACAACAGCAUUAAUGCACGAAGAAACACACGCGGGGGUAACACGAGCGUGUAAACAUUGCGGGGAACAAUUCCGGCACAUGUCGACGUACUACACGCAUUUGCGUACGCACCGCAGCCGGCAUGUGUGCGCGUUAUGUGGCGCCUCCUUCGUUAGUGCGGCCGGGUUGCACCAGCACAAGCGGGUCACGCAUGUUGGUAGACAGGAGUGCGACGUCAGCAGUGAGGACAGUUUCUGUUCGCGAUGUCAGAUCAAGUUCGAGUCCGCGGCCGCGUACACGGAGCACCUGCAGUCCUCGGCGCUGCAUGCUGACGUCGAUAAAGAAGACAAUGAAGAGGUACCGGCUCCGAAGCGUCGCUGCAACCGACUGAGAUUUACCUUCACUAGACGUAGGAAACCAAUGGAUUGCUAUCAAUGCGGUAAACAUUUUUCCACCCAAAUGGAGUGUAUGAACCAUCAUCAGAAGGAGCAUCCUGGGACCUCCUUCUGUCCCCCCAGCGAGAGACACAUCUGUGAGAUAUGCGGCGCUUCCUUAGCUCCGGGCAGUAUAGCGAUGCAUCAAAACUUACACACGCGGGAGAAAAUCUACAACUGCGAGACGUGCGGGAGACAGUUCUAUUCCAGUGCUGGCUUGAAGCGACAUCGUGUAGUUAGUUGA
Molecule: messenger RNA, 1747 nt
Organism: Papilio polytes (common Mormon)
Lineage: Eukaryota; Metazoa; Arthropoda; Insecta; Lepidoptera; Papilionidae
Product: zinc finger protein 491-like
Exons: 10
Coding region: 104-1747 (547 amino acids)
Biological process (GO): regulation of transcription by RNA polymerase II
Cellular component (GO): nucleus
Molecular function (GO): zinc ion binding; RNA polymerase II transcription regulatory region sequence-specific DNA binding; DNA-binding transcription factor activity, RNA polymerase II-specific
Source: RefSeq, a predicted model, not a curated record